AUGUCCAGAAAAAAGCGUGUCUGUGUGAUUGGCGCAGGUCCCAGUGGUACGUCAGUGUUGUAUCACUUCAAUAAACUGAAAGAACAUGGCAAAGAAAUUCCUGACACUGUGUGCUUCGACAAGCAGUCGGACUGGGGAGGGCUCUGGAAAUACUCAUGGGAAACUGGUAUCGACUAGUUUGGCGAACCCGUCCAUGAUAGUAUGCACCGAGGCCUCUGGUCUAAUGGUCCAAAGGAAGCUUCAGAGUAUCCGGACUACACCUUCGAAGAUAAUUUCAAAAAGACAAUUCCAUCCUUCCAACCCAGAGAGGUUCUCUAUGAUUAUCUCAAAGUAGUUCCUGGACGUGUGAUGCACGCACACGACUUUCGAAAUGCUUAUCAGUUCCAAGGUCAGACGCUCCUCAUAGUUGGCUCCAGCUCUUCCGCUGAGGAUAUCGCCAUCCAGAACCUCAAAUGUGGUGCGAAGAAGAUCAUUUGUUGGUACAGGACUAAGCCGAUGGGAUUAAAGUGGCCCCCUGAGAUCGCCGAGAGACCCCUGCUAGGCAAAAUUGAAGGCAAAUCCGUCCACUUCAGGGAUGGUACGACUGCCGAUGUGGACGCCAUCAUGUUGUGCACCGGCUACCUCUUCCACUUUCCAUUCCUUGAGGAGCGUCUUCGACUGAGGGCCAACAAUAUUUUGUAUCCUGCUGGCAUGUACAAGAAGGUGCUGUGGACCGAGACUCGCAACAACAAGUUUUUUUACCUCGGAAUGCAGAACCAGUACUGCACCCUCACUAUCUUCGACGCACAAGCCAAUUGGGCCGUCAAUUGCAUCACAGGGGAGCUAAGACUCCCUGACAAGGAAGCCAUGAGGAUGCACAAAGACAAAUGGAUCGCAAAGAUGAAUAAACUGAAGGACAGUCACAAUGAUGUAAAUUUCCAGACCGAAUACGUGGUCGACAUCGCCAAGAAUGCAAACUACGGAUAUGACCUGGAUUCCUCCCAACAGCUGCAUGACUGGCAACAUCACAGACAUAGACGUGUUUGCGUUAGCUGA
Messenger RNA from Stylophora pistillata, 1035 nucleotides. Its product is annotated as dimethylaniline monooxygenase [N-oxide-forming] 4-like. NCBI's taxonomy places the organism in Eukaryota, Metazoa, Cnidaria, Anthozoa, Scleractinia, Pocilloporidae. The record is from RefSeq and is a predicted model, not a curated record.